AUGCAAUUCGCUACCACCAUCCUCACCCUCUUGGCCGCCACCAGCGCACUGGCUGCGCCCGUGGACUCCAACACCUCCUCCCUCCAAGCUCGGAAGGUUGCCCCAGAACAGUCAACUUGCAAAGCCUAUCGCAAUGACAUGGUCAACGUCAAUGAGAGUGUCUUCAUAGUCACCCUCGGUCGACCGUACCUUGGCGGUGGCAGAUGCAAGGAGCUGCGAGACAAGAUCAAUGGCGUCGCCAAGGUCAAUUACAUGAAGUGUUCGGGCUCGAGUGGCAAGACGAACACAAAGCUUGCCAUCCACAGCGACAUGCAGGGAGCCAACAUUGCGAACAUGAACCGUGGUUUGAAGGCGGCUUAUCCCGAGAUCAAGUUCAACUGCCCGACCAGCAUCUACAACCCUUAG
Messenger RNA from Zasmidium cellare ATCC 36951, 405 nucleotides. RefSeq lists its product as uncharacterized. The record is from RefSeq and is a predicted model, not a curated record. The transcript has a single exon. The coding region runs from base 1 to 405 and encodes 134 amino acids. NCBI's taxonomy places the organism in Eukaryota, Fungi, Ascomycota, Dothideomycetes, Mycosphaerellales, Mycosphaerellaceae.